CUUGACGUUUCGUUCGUUCCGUGCAAAAAACAUCCAGAAUACGACAGAAAAGAUUCUAAUUUUGUACGCAGAGACUGAGAGGGGGGGACAGCAAUUCGGUGCCCAUCCAGGCAGGUGGAGAGCGGGUCGAACAGGAGGAGCGUCCGGAGCCGGAUCUGCACUCACUGCAUGGAAUAAAGACACUUCUUGGGUGGCUUAAAUAAUAAUACUACUACUAUACUAAUAAUAAUACAAAGAAGAAGGGUCCACUGACCAAUCAGCUCCACACGCUGUUUAAACGGACACGAGACCACCGAGACCCGGAGGUGUGUGUUUCCGAACGUCAGCGGGCGUCGUCGAACGCACGUUUCUCCCUUUUGCGAAAAUUUCCGCGUGAGAGUGAAGCCGUGCGACGAGCCGAGGUCCCUCCCACGCGCUGAGGUGCGGUGCUGUGCGGUGCGCGCGACGCUCUGGAACUCCCACGUUGCGGUUGCGGACGCGCCGGAGACGCCGGAGGGACAUGCCACGGCACAUGCCACGGCACGGGUGUCCUGUGGCUCGUCGCGGGGGCUUCGGUCGCUUACGGCUCUAAACUCGGGCUGUCAGUUCCGUGGUUAUUUGAACAUGAAGGGAACUAAAGCGCCCGUGUGACAACUUAGCGACGUUUUAAAGACAUGUACUUGAGGUGAACUGGACUCUCUAAAUGGCCCAAAGUGUGUUGCCUUGCACCCCAUGAUUCUGGAGAAGGCUGUGGAUGGCUAUUGCCUUACCUGGUAUAAGUGUCAUCCCAGCGAACGCUUAGCAUCAUUGCACCACUUUGACAACGCUACUGGAAGGUUACUUUGGUUGUCACCCCCCUCGGAGUUUUGUACCCUGUACUUGGAAAUCCCUGCGUGUCAUGAUGAUAUAGCUCUGCGGGACCCAGCGGUGACCCAGCCCCGUGGACUAGUCCAGGGCAGCCCAUCCGCUGUCAUGCUGACUUUCGCGCCCGAGGGAGGCCCUGCUCAGGAUUCCAGCCUGCUUGUUCCCUGAACCAGCUCUGCUUGUCGGGGCAGGACCCUUUGACUCGGCCAGCUCCGGCGGUCCCCCGCGAGGUGUUGAAGCUCUGCUCCUGAGCGCUUGGGAACUGCAGGACGUGUCCGUGGCCUAGAGUGGACCUCGAUAGGCAUGGAGCAGCAGCCUGCUUGAGGGAAUUGCAGAAAGACGAUGGGGAACUCUUAUGCAGGGCAGCUUAAGUCGACGGGCUUCUCGGAGGCCCUGCACAGUUCCAUCGAGGCAUCCCUGCGCUCCAGCAGUCCUGCCCUGCUACCUGUCUUCAGCCAGCUGUACCUGGAGCCCGAUCGCUGCCCUGGCCCUGCGGAAGCUUUCUGUGCCAGAUUUUGUCCGUCUCUGCAACCAGAUGUAAAACCCCGGGUGGAAAUCUCCCUCCAGUACAGAGAGCAGUCCGACCAUGAGCCGCCCAGUGGGCAGUUGUCCAACUGCACCGAGAAUGAGGAGGAUCCCGAGGAAGAGGACUCAUCGGACACCGAGAGUCCACCCCUCCCGUACCUGCAGGGUCCGACCCCGGAGGGCUGCUGUACCGUAGACGGUUUCUGCCAAGCUGGGAAAGACCUUCGUCUUGUCUCUAUGGCAACAGAGCAACUUGAGGUCCCUGCAGGGUUCCGGCUGGUCGGCGCCAAGUCCCCCAGCAUCCCUGAGCACAUCCUGGUGUGUGCGGUCGACAAGCGCUUUCUACCUGACGGCAAUGGGAAAAAUGCACUUUUAGGGUUUUUGGGGAACUGCGUCGGCUGUGGCGAGAAGGGCUUCCGCUACUUCACAGAGUUCUGCAACCACAUCAACCUGAAGCUCUCCACACAGCCCAAGAAACAGAAGCACUUGAAGUACUACCUGCUGAGGAACUCCCAGGGUGCUCUGUGCAAAGGUCCUCUCAUCUCUUGGAAAGACAGGAAAACAAAGCUGUCCUUCGGUAACCCGGCCUCCACCAAGCCCAGCUCCUCCUCUUCCCCCAGCAGUGGCAGGGACAGCGGAGGUGUGGAUGGCCAUAGCUCCUCCCCUUCCUCUCACUCCGACUCUCCUCGGACCCGAACUCGGUCCACCACCCCCGCAGCGCUGUUCAAAGGCCAAGACCCGGCCAUGGAGCAUAGUGCCACCAAGCCCUCAGCACAGGCUCCGCCCCCAGGGACCAAGACCCUGCCCAUAGUCCCCACUGCCUUGCGGGUGCAUGGGUUCUCCAGUGGGCUGCCCCCCGGAAUAGUCCCUGGCCCUCUGGGUUCCUCUCCAGCCCUCCCACUAGCCACUGUAACAUUUACCCAACCUUUGGGGUACCAGACAUCCAGCCCGGGAGAGCACACAACCCCGCUUCCCAUGACCUCUGGCCCCCCCAAGAAGCGCCACCGUGGCUGGUACUCCGGCUCCCCUGUGCCUGUGCCCCCCACCGCUGUACAUGUGCCUGCUUUACGCCCAGCUACGCGGCCCCCAGACUCUCUGUUGUCAACGCCUGUACUUCUGUCUACGUCAGCCAUCCUGCAGCCUCAGCCUGUGGCUGUCGGAGACACGGUGAUCGUCCCUGAGAACCUGCUCAACAACUCUGGAGUCCGACCUGUCAUCCUUAUAGGCUACGGGGCUUUGCCGUACUUCUACGGCAACGUGGGGGACAUCGUGGUCAGUCUCUUGCUGGUGAGCUGCUACAAGGGCGGCCCGCUGAGUGAGGGGUGCCUGGAGGGCCUGGGCAGCAGACAGCCGCUCAGCGUGGAAGACAUGGUCCUGCUCACUCUCCAGUACUUGGUUCAGCUAGGCCCAGACGAGAUCCCUCUCCAGGAGGAGUUUGAGCAGAUAACACGCCGAGCCAUGAUUUGUGGUCCCCCUGCUGCCCCCGUGCCACCCUCCCAGUUGCCCUGGCUGGCCCGCCUGGCUGCCAGCGUUUCCGGGGGCUCUGUACAGGUCCUGGUGGCAUCCCGCUCCCUGGGGGAGGGCAUCGGGGAUGCGCUGCGUGCCCUAGGGGAGGGUCCCAGCCCACUGCGGCGACCAGACUAUGUGGCAGUGGUCUGUGUGACGGAGUCGCGUGGGGUUGAAUUCUGUGUGCUAGUCCUGGGGAAGUACCAGUCACGCGCCCUUGCCGAGAGCAUGCUCACUACCACCGAGUUCCUGAAGGAGAUCAGUUAUGAGCUUAUCACUGGCAAGGUGGCUGCCUUGGCAUCCCACUUCAAGACCACCUCCCUGGGAGACAGCCUGGACAGACAGUUGGCCAGGCUUCAGCGGAUACGGGGGAAGCAGGGUGAACUUGACGAUGGCGUCCACUUCCAGGAGGCUGCUUCCAUGGAGCCUGCCCCCAGCACUGACCCGAUGAGCGACGUGUUCCAGAUCUACCCCCCGCAGCUGAAUGUAGCACGGCGCCUCCUCUCUCAGGUGUGCUCCAUCGCCGACACAGACAGCCAGCACCUGGACUUGGGCCGCUUCUCUAAAGUGGACUUCCUCAUCCUGGUGCCGGCCUCGCAGGUGCUGGUGCACCAGACCGCGCAUCGCGUCCGGCAGUCUGGGGUUCUCGUGGACCUGGGAAUAGAGGACCCCAGAUCUGCCCGGCAGAAGUCGGACAAAUACGUGGUGCGCCUGGACGGAGACGUUCAUGCCAAAAUGGAAGCCUUCAUGAAGAAGGUCAAGCAGAACCCUUACACUCUGUUUGUCCUCAUCCAUGACAACGCCCACAUAGACCUGACCAGUGCUCUGUCAGGCUCCAUCGCUCACGGCGAGCUCCAGGGCCUGGCCGAUCGUGUGGUCAACUGCCAGGAAGUGCUGGAUGCAGUCAACCUGCUGGUGCUCCAGGUCAGCAGCUUUCCUUUCACACUGCAGACCCGACAGUCCCGCAUCGAUAUCCACAACGAGGUUCACUGGGCAGCAGCGGAGAGCCAGGCGGAGCUGGGAUCUGACGAGCUGCUCUAUUUCGGGCUGAGCGACUACAGCUGCUCGCUGCAGUGGGGCGUGGCCAGUCCCAUUCUCCGCUGGGACGACUCCUUCGAAAAGAUGGUCAACGUCCUGCUAGACAGGCACCCCCAUUUGCACAGCAUGGUGAUCCGCAGCUACCUGCUCAUUCAACAAUACACGGAGGCUAUCAUGGCUGUGGCUGGUGCCCCCUCCUUGCGCAGCCACACCACCCCAGAGACCCUGGCCAUCACGGAGGAACUGCUGACUGGGGCGAGGGCCAGGACUGGGCGUGGCUCCAUGCUGCUGGUGCGAGUGCCCUCCCUGCAGCUGGCCAUGCUGGCGCGGGAGCGGCUAGAGGACGUGCGCGACCGACUAGGCCUGCACCUCCACUUUGCUGUGGUGCUGGGGGGGCCGUCGGCCGAGAUCACCCUGCCUCCGGCCUUUGUGGCUCGCCUCAAGGCCUGGCGUGGCUGUGAGAACGAAGACUGGGUCCCACGGACCUAUCAGGACCUGGAAGGGCUGCCCUGCAUCCUCAUCCUCACUGGAAAGGACCCACUGGGGGAGAGCUUCCCCAGGUCUCUGAAGUAUUGCGACCUUCGCCUGAUCGACUCCAGCUACCUGACACGCACGGCGCUGGAGCAGGAAGUGGGGCUGGCCUGCUCCUACGUGUCCCAGAGAUCUGCAGCCCCGGGGAACCUGGAGCCCACAGAGUCCACUGAUACGGACCCUCAGGAUGAGCUGAGUGUGGACACCAAGAGCCCACAGAGCAGCAGCAGCAGCAACACUGCCACCUCUGGUUCUGCCACAGAGAACGCAGUGAGCUCCUCCAGUGCUCCAGACUUCUCCCAGAAGCCCUCCAGCUCCGCCUGCUCCAGUGAGACCGGUACUGCCGGGCAGGGGGAGCCACUUGCUCAGGAGUGUGAUUCUCAGGGGAGCUCUCUGGACCGUACUAAGACCACACCCGUGCCUUCAUCCUCCUCUUCUUCCUCCUUCCCCAACUCCCCCUCCGACUGCCCCUCCUCAUCCACCACCCUUCAAGCCCUCCACCCCGUCUGCCCUGCCCCUGCCUCUCCCCGUGUGGUCAUCCUGUCUCGAGCCGCCCACGGUCUACUGGCGGGUGAGCCGGGGGGCCGUCUGCCUUCGUCCUCCCUGCUUCCACAUGCCGAUGUGGCCUGGACAAGUCCACUGCGGCCUCCCCUGGCCCCCGAUCUCCCUGGGCCCCAGCAGUCCCUUUACUACCGCCGGUGGUCCAGCGCCCGCCAACACCAUGCUGACUACAGCAACCAGGUAGCCCCCGAUGGCUUGGCCCCCCCGCACCCUCGCCGACUGCUGCUCAGCGGACCCCCGCAAGUGGGGAAGACUGGUGCCUACCUGCAGUUCCUGCGUAUCCUGUUCCGCAUGCUGAUCCGCUUACUGGAGGUGGAUGUUUACGACGAAGAGGAGCUGCAGAUUGAUCUGCCAGAAGAGUCGGACGUCAAAGACACGCAGUGGCCCGAUGUGGAAGUUUUCCAAAAGAUGCCCUUUGACCUUUGCCCUCGCAAUCCCAAAUUCAGAAGGGCCAGCCCAGUGUACUGCAAAAACAUGCCGAAGACCUUGAAAGAUACAGACCACAACCUGGAUGGCAAAGAGGAUACAAUGGCCAAGCGAGACACCGUAUCAGUAAUGCUGACCCAGUUUGCAGCCCACAAUGCAUUUCAUCACUGUGAAGAGUGUCACCGCUACAGCGAGAGCAGCCCUGCUGCCGAGGUGUCAGACUGCAUGGUCCACGCAUUCUCCUUCCGCUCUUCGGGGCUGGGCGAGGAGGUCAAGCUGCACUUCAUCAUCCCCAGAUCCAAGGAGCAGUACUUUGUGUUCAGCGCUCAUGACAGCCACCUGGAGAGCCUGCGCCUGCCCCUCACCUCGGACCCACUGCCAGACCCUGGACAGAUAAAGAGCCCCAUCUUCACCCCCACCACGGGCCGGCACGAUCACGGCCUGCUCAACCUCUUUCAUGCCAUGGAAGCAGCCCCCCACCUGCACGUCCUGGUUGUCAAGGAAUACGAGAUGCCGCUCUAUAGGAAGUAUUGGCCCAACCACAUCCUUCUGGUGCUGCCUGCUGAAUUCAACAGUGCUGGAGUGGGGGCGGUGAGGUUGAUCAUCAAGGAGCUGUCUUGCCACAACCUGGAGCUAGAGCGGCAGCGUCAGAAGGAGCAGGGGGUGUGGCCCUUUGUGGUGAUGCUGGACGACUCCUGCGUGCUUUGGUACUCUCAUCGCCCCCAAGAGAGCGACAGUCACGCAGCCAAGGCCACCAACAUCUCCCUCAAAGCCGUUCUGCAGCACAUGGAGGCCACGCCCAAGGUGACCCUGUACGCCGCCUGCGGGAUCUGCACGUGGAGCAACAGCCUGGCUGCAAGCUGCCCCUCUGCCCCCUUCUCCCGCUGCCACCUCCAAGACCUGGUCAUGCUCAAUGUAGAUCUGACACAGAAUGUGCCAUAUGACCAUAACAAGUACAGCUGUGAGGAGGUGGAUUUCAAUCUGCGUGCUCACAGCAGCGGCCUGCUGCCCUGCCGGUUCAACCACUUCAGCAUGAUGAGGAAGCACAUCCCCGCUGGUGGAAGCAAGGGCUUUCCAAUCCGGCCCAGGCUCAGGGUAUCAGAAGACCCCACCUCCCCAGGACCUGCCCCCUUAAGCCCUUCCCAGUAUGUGUGUGCCCCAGACAGCGAGCACACCCCUCUGGAUGCCCCAUCCCACCUGCUACUGGAGAAGUUCCUCCAGCUGCGAGGCCACAGGCUCUUUCCCAAGGCCACACCUGACGGCGGACACCCCGUGCUCUCUGUGGACAGCUACCUCAACAUGGGUCCAGAGGUGGCGGUUUGCUACAUCAGCUCGCGGCCACACUCCCUCAACCAGGACCACACGGGGCUGGUGUUCAGUGGGCUGCUGCUAUACCUCUGUGAUUCCUUUGUGGUCUCCGACCUGCUCAAGAAAUACCGGUUCCUCAAGGGUGCCACCCUGUGUGUGAUCUCUCAGGACCGCAGCUCGCUGCGCCAGACCAUUGUACGUUUGGAGCUGGAGGACGAGUGGCAGUUUCGGCUGCGCGACGAGUUCCAGACGGCCAACUGCAGUGAGGACCGGCCCCUCUAUUUUCUGACAGGUCGCCAUGUCUGAACCCCUGGGGCUGACCCUUCCCUUCCUUGCAGACGAUAAUCGUGUGUGCGGCGAAUUUCUUCAGCCCCGUGCUGGAAUUACAAUCAUCCUCCAAAUCACUAGAGGGCGCUAGGCUCUCAGGACCAGGCUCUUGGACACAGUGAAAGUGGCUACCACGCUUCGGAAGAUGUUCACAUUCCCCUCCGCCGAAGCUGCUUAUCAUUGUAGAGCACCUGCGUAGAGUACCUGUCAAUGUGGAUUUGCAAGGACCCCGAAUGCACCCCGAACAAUGCCUGACUAGAAAUCAAAGUUUACCCUCAGCUAAAAACAAAUGAGCCAGAGACCAGAAAUGAAUAUGCAACUAUUUUUUAGUCCCUGAGAGUUUAGCCUACUGGUUCAUGUACUUUCGGUUGAAUGUAAGUAUUAUCUCAGGUACUGGGGAGAAUCAGUAAAAAUGGGCACAAUUUAAAGACAAACUGCCAAUUUCAAGAAUGUAUGUGCUGCACUGAAUGUCACCUCAGAGAGGUCCAUUGAUCAUCAAGGAGAUGUGACUUCUUUCACUUUGCCUCCAGAUUACAGGAGAUGUCAAAGUCUCUCGCUUUUUGAAAUGGCUACAUCUACACAUCUGGAGCAAUGAUUUCUGCAUUAAAAACACACCACACACUGGAACUACAGACUGUGGAGAAGAGCAAUCUCUGAAACAUUGGUUCUGUCUUCUUCUGUCUGGCUCGGACCGCCCCCUCAUUCCAGCUCUCGCUUGGUGCUACUGUGUUUCGUACCUCAUAGUAUUUGUGAUCUCUGCCGAUCCCUGUCUUCCAGAGCCAAAACGUUACUGGUCGACUAAGACAUAAAGACAGAAAUGUCAAAGAGCAAGAGUUUGUUACAGUUGGUUGUUCAGCCAAAUCACCAUGCCAACUGAUGAAUACCUGGAAAAAAACAUUAUCAUUUUGUAAUGUAUGUAACAGGGAGGGGCAAGGAAAUCUGCCUUUAGCUGGCUUUUUUUUGUGUCAUUUACCAGUUUGGAGGCUCAAUCCCAAAGAAAGAACGUUAUGACCAAUCAGGAUGUUUUAAGGGUAUAUUUUUUGAGAAUAAUGGGUAUUGUAUUGGGGUUUAUCAGAAACACAAGGUUUUGUUUACAUAAAUGAACUUACCAUAAUAUAUUUAAUCAACCCUACUGAUUUUUAAUGCUUGUGUUUUUGUAAUCAGAAGUCACUUUUAAUGUCUUUCUGUUUACUGUGGUCACCAGAUGAAGAAUCUACCUACCACCUGUGUACAUCUGCAUUAUGUUUAACUUAAAAUGAAACGCAAGUCCUUUUAGAUUAAUUUUUAUUUAUUGUGUGAGCGCUUUUUUUUUUUGUAAAUUUUUUUUUU
This is a messenger RNA of Scleropages formosus (Asian bonytongue), 8394 nucleotides long. It is a transcript of the gene greb1l, whose product is annotated as GREB1 like retinoic acid receptor coactivator. The coding region runs from base 1186 to 7044 and encodes 1952 amino acids. NCBI's taxonomy places the organism in Eukaryota, Metazoa, Chordata, Actinopteri, Osteoglossiformes, Osteoglossidae. Gene Ontology annotation, biological process: multicellular organism development; kidney development. The record is from RefSeq and is a predicted model, not a curated record. The transcript is spliced from 38 exons.